This is a messenger RNA of Chenopodium quinoa (quinoa), 1352 nucleotides long. Its product is annotated as ribulose-phosphate 3-epimerase, chloroplastic-like. Gene Ontology annotation, biological process: pentose-phosphate shunt, non-oxidative branch; pentose-phosphate shunt; carbohydrate metabolic process. Gene Ontology annotation, cellular component: cytosol. Gene Ontology annotation, molecular function: metal ion binding; D-ribulose-phosphate 3-epimerase activity. The coding region runs from base 190 to 1044 and encodes 284 amino acids. The transcript is spliced from 10 exons. Lineage: Eukaryota; Viridiplantae; Streptophyta; Magnoliopsida; Caryophyllales; Amaranthaceae. The record is from RefSeq and is a predicted model, not a curated record.
UCAGCAAUACAGAACCAACCAUUUCAAUUUUACAGAUUAGAUAAGCCACUCCCACUUUAAAGCUUUCUCUCAAAAAUCCAACAAUAUCUCUCCUCAAAAUUCUCUGCUAUACAUUGAUUUUCCCUCCUUUCUUUGCUCAAACUAAGAAGAACAAGAAAAGAGCAAGAAACCCCAAGAAUUAAUUGCAGAAUGAGUACUGCUUCUUUGUGCCAAUCAACUCUUCAAUCUCAGAUCAAUGGGUUUUGUGGGGGUAUAAAAAUCCGCAAGAUUCAACCUUCUUCUUCUAACCCCAAUUCUAUUACCUUCACUAGGAGAAAAGUUCAAACUGUUGUGAAGGCAUCUCGAGUUGACAAGUUCUCUAAAUCUGACAUCAUCGUUUCUCCAUCAAUUCUUUCUGCUAAUUUUUCAAAGCUGGGUGAGCAGGUAAAAGCUGUUGAAUUGGCUGGUUGUGAUUGGAUCCAUGUUGAUGUAAUGGAUGGUCGAUUUGUUCCAAAUAUCACUAUUGGACCUCUGGUUGUCGAUGCUUUGCGGCCAGUGACAGAUCUCCCACUUGAUGUGCAUCUGAUGAUUGUAGAACCAGAGCAGCGAGUCCCAGAUUUCAUCAAAGCUGGGGCUGAUAUAGUGAGUGUUCACUGUGAGCAGUCAUCCACCAUUCAUUUGCAUCGGACCGUAAAUCAAAUCAAGAGUUUGGGCGCUAAAGCUGGUGUUGUUUUAAACCCUGCAACCCCGCUAAGUACAAUUGAGUACGUGCUUGAUGUGGUUGAUCUGGUCUUAAUAAUGUCCGUAAACCCUGGUUUUGGUGGACAAAGCUUCAUUGAGAGCCAAGUGAAGAAAAUCUCAGAUCUAAGAAGAAUGUGUGUAGAGAAGGGGGUGAACCCGUGGAUUGAGGUUGAUGGUGGAGUUACUCCAGCAAACGCAUACAAGGUCAUCGAGGCUGGAGCCAAUGCUUUAGUUGCUGGUUCUGCGGUCUUUGGAGCUAAAGAUUAUGCUGAAGCUAUAAAAGGGAUUAAGACCAGCAAAAGGCCAGAACCUGUUGCAGUAUGAGGUUCCAAAUGUAAAAUUUUGUUGACAAUCAAGACCUGGAUUCCUAAUACAAAAUCUCCUGUCUCGAGCAGAUAUAUAUACAGCAGCUGUUUGGAACCAUGGUAUUAAUGCUUGAAGAUGACGUUCAGCAAGAGUGCUUGUAGAUUAGAACUCUGUUACAUAGUAUUGUUUUACAUAAGCCUCGUUUAUACUAGAUUUCUUGGUACAUUAUCAAUUCAUAAACAUCUGUACAAAUGUUAUUUUGGAUUGUAUCUACCAAUAAGAUGAAAACUUAAGCCCAAUUACUCGUGUGCUCGGUUGUUCAUCAA